AUCGUGUCCCCCCGAGACCCCCAAAGCCCCGCCGAGCCCCCCCUCGUGUCCCCCAGCGCUCCUGACAUUGCCCCACCACGGCGAUAUCCCUGUCCUCCUCCACCACCACCGCAAAUAUCCCCCCCAGCACCCUCCCGCCUCCCGGGGACCCCCGUCAUCCCUCCCGGGACCCACAGCCUGCCCCUUGGAACCCCCAUCAGCGCACCUUGGAACCCUCAUCAACCCCCGUGAGGACCCCCAUCAUCUCCCGUCGGGACUCCCAUCAUCCUUCCUCCCGUCCCCCAUUCCCCCCGCUCGGUACCCGCAGUUUUCCUCCUCAGGACCCCCAUCACCUUCCCGGGGACCCCCACGCUUCGAGAAGAGACCCCAGACCCAGCUUAGGACGCCCCCCGUCCCCCAGUCCCUCGGGUCCCCCGUGUCCCCCCCGGCUCUCCCGGUGUCCCCGCUGCCCCGGUGUCACUCCUGCGAUGAAGCGCCCGCUCUCAGCCGGCUCAGUUCGUGCAGCGCCCACGCCUGGGAGGCUGAGGAGGGGGUCCCCCCUCACCGCUCCCCUUCCCCCUUCGCAGGCCGCCCCCCUUUUCCACCUCCUUCUGCCGGGGGGCCCCGGCGGAGCCCCCCGAGCCCCGCCGGGCGGGACGGCGGCUCUGGGCGCGCUGCUGCGCUGCUUCCCCUGCGAGCGGCUGUGCGGGGGCUGCGCGGUGCCCCCCGGGGCGCUGCCCCCGGCCAUGCCGCCCCCGGCCCGCCGCCGCCUGCCGCCCGCCGCCCGCCUGCCGCCGCGCACCUUCCGCAGCUACCUGCCGCGCUCGCACCGCACCUACAGCUGCGUCCACUGCCGGGCGCACCUGGCCCGCCACGAGGAGCUCAUCUCCAAGUCCUUCCAGGGCAGCCACGGCCGUGCCUACCUGUUCAACUCCGUGGUGAACGUGGGCUGCGGCCCGGCCGAGCAGCGCCUGCUGCUGACGGGGCUGCACUCGGUGGCCGACAUCUUCUGCCAGAGCUGCAAGACCACCCUGGGCUGGAAAUACGAACAGGCGUUCGAGAGCAGCCAGAAGUACAAGGAGGGGAAGUUCAUCAUCGAGAUGUCGCACAUGGUGAAGGAGAACGGCUGGGACUGACGCGGGGGCGCAGCUGGGACUGGGGGGCACCGGGGGGCGCGCUGGGUGACCCCCCCCCUUGGCGCCUUCGCUGUGCCCCCCCGUGCCCCCUGGGUGGCACCAGCCGCGGGGGUUGCGGGGCUUUUCUAGGGCAAUAAAGGCUUUUUUUUUUUUUA
This is a messenger RNA of Vidua chalybeata, 1270 nucleotides long. It is a transcript of the gene YPEL4, whose product is annotated as yippee like 4. The coding region runs from base 468 to 1115 and encodes 215 amino acids. Lineage: Eukaryota; Metazoa; Chordata; Aves; Passeriformes; Viduidae. The transcript is spliced from 4 exons. The record is from RefSeq and is a predicted model, not a curated record.